AUGUUGCUGUGGUUCUUUAACGUAGGCGAGCUCAUCUAUCCGAACGGUGGGCGAUACAGGGCCACUUGGGUAAGAGGAAAGGGUACUAACGGUCAGUACUUCUUCAGUGAUAACCUAGAAUACAAAGUGUACGACUGGGACUACAUCACUCCGGAAGACCGCCGGUUUUACGCUGAGACUCUCGGAGGCUUUCGUCCUCAAGGAAUAGCGCUUCAGACAAACAAUGGAAAAGCCGAAAGCAUCCCCUACGGGACAUACAACACAGGUGAGGAAACACCUCAGUCGUACUUGUUUGCCUGCACAAGCUCCUACAUGGAGAUGGUAUGGAGAACUCGCGAAGCCAACAAUCGACAGUCUCGCCGCUCAGCUUCGUUGCGAACUGUCAUGCACAAAAAAGCGUAG
Molecule: messenger RNA, 402 nt
Organism: Besnoitia besnoiti
Lineage: Eukaryota; Apicomplexa; Conoidasida; Eucoccidiorida; Sarcocystidae
Product: MORN repeat-containing protein
Exons: 1
Coding region: 1-402 (133 amino acids)
Source: RefSeq, a predicted model, not a curated record